AUGACUGACCUCACCAUCACGGAGGGAACCUUUGUCCUGCCUGAUGGGGUCGAGGUCUACCAAAAGACCUGGUCGCCUCCUACUACGAAUCCCCCCCUCGCCAUUAUCGUCCAUUUCCAUGGUUUCAGCGAUCACAUCAACAACUACUACGACCUCUUCCCCACUCUAGCCCGUCAACGCAUUCUCUGCACCGGCAUUGAUCAACGCGGCUGGGGCCGAUCGGUGCGGUGCAAGGCCGACCGGGGGAAUACGGGCCCCACCCCCCUCAUUCUCGCCGAUAUGGCCGCCUUCAUCCACGCCCAACAGCAAUCCUUCCCCGACCUCCCUCUAUUUCUCAGUGGUCAUUCCAUGGGCGGCGGACUCGUGGCCACGCUCGCCUCCACCCCCAAGUACCAGUCGCUGGUCGCCUCCCUGCGCGGUCUCAUCCUCGAGGCGCCCUACAUCGGCCUCACCCCCGAGCAGACCCCUAGUUCGCUGCUGGUGUUUGCCGGGCGCUUGGCUGGGCGCCUGCUGCCGCACUUUCAACUCACGCAGAAGAUGGUGAUCGAGAACCUGGUGCGCGAUCCCGAAGUGCAGCGGCAGAUCAAGAACGACCCGCUGAACCACAUGACGGGAACGCUGGAGAUGUUUGCCAAUAUGCUGGAUCGCGCCGCCGCGCUCACCGCCGGGAAGCUGGUUCUGUCCCCGGGGGUGCAGUCGGUGUUGGUGGCCCAUGGCACGGGCGACCAAUGCACCAGCUACGAGAUCAGCAAGCGGUGGUUCGACCAGCAGACGAGGCGGGUGCCAGCGCAGCAGAAGAAAUUCGCCUCGUACGACGGAUGGAGUCAUAUCAUGCACGCCGACCUGCCGGAGCUCCGCGCGGUCUAUGCGAAUGAUGUAGCGGCGUGGGUUGUGGAACGAUCGCAGGAGAAGUCGGUGAGAUUGUGA
Molecule: messenger RNA, 927 nt
Organism: Aspergillus saccharolyticus JOP 1030-1
Lineage: Eukaryota; Fungi; Ascomycota; Eurotiomycetes; Eurotiales; Aspergillaceae
Product: acylglycerol lipase
Exons: 2
Coding region: 1-927 (308 amino acids)
Cellular component (GO): membrane
Molecular function (GO): lipase activity
Source: RefSeq, a predicted model, not a curated record